Messenger RNA from Trichoplax adhaerens, 1626 nucleotides. RefSeq lists its product as uncharacterized. The record is from RefSeq and is a predicted model, not a curated record. The transcript is spliced from 3 exons. Gene Ontology annotation, cellular component: cell surface. The coding region runs from base 1 to 1626 and encodes 541 amino acids. Lineage: Eukaryota; Metazoa; Placozoa; Uniplacotomia; Trichoplacea; Trichoplacidae.
AUGAACUUAUUUACGUUCUAUUUUUAUCAUUUAAAUACAACAAGAAUAGAAAGCAAUAUUCUGAUCAGGGUUAUAAAUAGCACUAGCGAAAUCGAUCAAAAUCAACUCUGUUCUCUACAGUAUAAUCUGUUAACGCAAUUCCCGAAAAUCGCUAAUUACAGACUAUUGGCUACGUCUUGUUGCUGGGAUCAAAGUGUAAAUCAUCAAGGAGAUAAACGAAAAUUAUUCUUAACUUCUACCAUUCCACAUUUAUUCAAUCUGUAUGUUCCUAAUUCAACCUUUAAGCCGACAUUAGUCUAUCAUAUAGCUAAUGAUUGUUAUGCUAACUUAACAUUAUUUCAAGCUGGAUUAGUUACAAGCUGUCAAUGGGCAUCUCAAUAUUUACAAUUUGAUAUUAAUGAGUGUGGAGGCAUAUGCGGUCCUUUACCUCAGUCUCACCUUGAUUCAACCAGUUGUACAUUAGAUUUCAGGCCUUUUCGUUCUGGUUCUUAUCAAUUUGCUGUUAUGAUCCAGCCUCGCAUUAUCAGGCAGCAUCUUAGUGAUAGAUAUCAGGAACACCGGUCUAAUGUUUCAAGUUAUGAAAAAGUAUCCUUCCCAUUACAGGUUACGGUUAUUGUGCAAAAUUGGUCAUGUCUUGGCGAUCAAAUCUCCAUUUCUUGUCUACCAGAUUCAAUACAAGUUAAUAUUCACCAAUCUAUUGCAACAUCACUAGCACAACCUUAUCCAGCUACGAUAAAUUUAGGGCUGUGUCAGUAUAAAACGAAUUCAACUCUAACUCACAUUAAGAUACCCUUUAAUAGCUGCGGAAACGACAUUCAAUUUAACCCUCGUUCUAUAAUUUAUGGCAAUACCAUAACUGCUAUCAAUAAUAUGCAGAAUAAAGGUGGGGUUAUUCUAAGGGAGCAGCAACAUCGACUAAUGUUUUCCUGCAGUUAUAAACGUACUGCUUACAUUAAUGCAGUAUUGAAUGCGAAAAAAAAUCACUCUAAAAUAGAUCAGGGCCUAACAAUAGAACAACUAACGAGGCAACCACAGCCAAAAACUAGUAGUUUUCAAUACGAUAUGUUACUUUAUACGAAUCAAAGUUACCAACAAGUACGAACCAAUCGUUCAGGAGCAAUUUAUGUUGAACCGAACGAAGAAAUAUUUUUUGAGAUCAAUGUUAAGCCAGCUGAUCCGCUAUUAGUAUUAAUAAUUGAUACAUGCUAUUCCAAUCACCAGUCUAAGAAACACGUAAUUAUAAGCCAACGGUGUAUCAUAGAUUCGUCUUUUAAAGCUAUUCCAUCACCUCCAGGAAGUGCCCGGUUUAGUCUUUUAGCCGGUAGUUUUGUUUUUAAUCAUUCAGUAACCACUUUCCUCCAUUGUUUUGCUCACGUUUGCCAUCAGUCAGAAUCCAAUUUGACACGAUGUCAAGGUUGUACUAACAUUCAACGACCUCAUCAUAUCGUCAUUGGCACUGUAAGCUAUAAAUCCAACAGUACCUCAAUGAAUCGACCUAAAAAAUUAAUGUCCACAUAUAUUGUCUUAUUUUCAACGCUUUUUGCUAUUGUCGUAGUAGUUCUGAUUUUGUUACCUAUAAUUUUAAGGAUGCGUAAAACUAUCAAAUGGACUCCGGUAUCGACAUAA